AAAAAAUGUAAUAGGAAUAUUAUAUGUACAGUACAAUAACAUAUUAUUCCUCUCUUUACCGUGUAAGGGAAUCAAAACCCUGAUCAAUCAUUUCCAUUAUUGAUUUCAUCUUAGCUUUUUAUUCAGACUUUCAGAUCACCGGACGGAACAAUGGUGUUCUUCAGGGGCGUCUCUUCGUUGUCCAGGCUUCGCUCUCGUCUUACUGAGCAGUCAAACCUCAAGAAUUCCGUUAGAUGGCUUCAAGUUCAGAGCUCCUCAGAUAUUGACCUUCAUUCUCAGCUCAGGGAAUUGAUUCCUCAACAACAGGAACGGCUGAAGAAAUUAAAGUCAGAACAUGGAAAGGUUCAAUUGGGCAAUAUUACUGUUGACAUGGUAAUUGGUGGAAUGAGAGGAAUGACUGGGCUGCUAUGGGAAACCUCAUUGCUUGACGCAGAUGAGGGUAUCCGUUUUAGGGGUCUGUCAAUUCCUGAAUGCCAAAAAGUCUUACCAGCUGCUAAGCCUGAUGGAGAACCUCUGCCUGAGGGUCUCCUCUGGCUCCUUUUAACUGGAAAGGUACCAAACAAAGAGCAAGUAGAUGCAUUAUCAAAGGAAUUGCGAGCCCGUGCAGUAGUUCCAGACUAUGUGUACAAGGCCAUUGAUGCUCUACCUGUCACAGCUCAUCCAAUGACUCAAUUGACCUCUGGAGUUAUGGCUCUUCAGGUUGAGAGCGAAUUUCAGAAGGCAUAUGAUAAGGGUAUCCAUAAAUCAAAGUAUUGGGAACCUACCUAUGAGGACUCACUUAAUUUGAUUGCUCGAGUUCCAAUAGUAGCUGCUUAUAUUUAUCGAAGGAUUUAUAAGGAUGGAAAAAUUAUUCCCCUAGAUGACUCUCUGGAUUAUGGUGGAAAUUUUUCACACAUGUUGGGUUUCGAUGAUCCUAAGAUGCUCGAGCUUAUGAGGCUUUAUGUUACCAUUCACAGUGAUCAUGAAGGUGGGAAUGUUAGUGCACACACAAGCCACCUUGUUGGCAGUGCUCUUUCAGAUCCUUACCUUUCAUUUGGAGCUGCAUUAAAUGGUUUGGCUGGGCCACUCCAUGGUUUGGCAAAUCAGGAAGUUUUGCUUUGGAUCAAAUCUGUGGUAGAUGAAUGUGGAGAAAACAUAACCAAAGAACAGUUGAAAGAUUAUGUAUGGAAAACAUUGAAUAGCGGGAAGGUUGUUCCUGGAUUCGGACAUGGUGUUUUGCGCAAAACAGAUCCAAGAUACAUGUGUCAAAGGGAGUUUGCACUAAAGCACUUGCCUCAAGAUCCGCUGUUUCAACUGGUUUCCAAGCUUUAUGAAGUUGUGCCUCCAAUACUCACAGAAUUAGGCAAGGUUAAGAACCCAUGGCCCAAUGUCGAUGCCCACAGUGGCGUCCUGUUGAACUAUUUUGGUCUAGCGGAAGCAAGGUAUUUCACUGUUCUUUUUGGUGUUUCAAGGAGUAUCGGAAUUUGUUCUCAGUUAAUUUGGGACCGAGCCCUUGGUUUGCCACUUGAGAGGCCCAAGAGUGUUACAAUGGAAUGGCUUGAGAAUUAUUGCAAGAAAGCUGCCUCGUCUUAGAAGUUGUCGAGGAUUGCACCAUCAUUUAUUUGUGUAAUAAUAUUUGCUUCAAAAAGCAUCCUUGGCUGAAGCUUUCAUGUUGGGGCUGUAGAGAAUUGCAAUAUUUUUUUAUGUUUUUUUUUUAAUAUUUGUUUCCUAAUAUAUAUUUUUGACACUGAAUCAUGCAAUGAGUAAUAAUAAGUCCAAAGGUGUUUUGAGAUUUA
Molecule: messenger RNA, 1775 nt
Organism: Humulus lupulus (European hop)
Lineage: Eukaryota; Viridiplantae; Streptophyta; Magnoliopsida; Rosales; Cannabaceae
Product: citrate synthase, mitochondrial
Exons: 20
Coding region: 151-1572 (473 amino acids)
Biological process (GO): tricarboxylic acid cycle; carbohydrate metabolic process; citrate metabolic process
Cellular component (GO): mitochondrial matrix
Source: RefSeq, a predicted model, not a curated record